AAGUCCUGCUCCACCAAACAAAUCAAUCAAACGAGAAACGAUCCAUUCAAGAUGCUUUCUACAAUCAGAUGUUUGCGCACGCAGAUGAGCCCCACGAGAACGACUGUCACCGCUACCUCAUUCUCGUUCGCGAGUAGGCAGCUGGCGACGAUUCAUCAUCAGCAGCAGCCUUAUGACACCAUGAACAUUCCGCCUGCGCCGCCACGAGUUGCUACUUAUCCCUCUCAACCAACACCAACACCAUCCCCUACUACCACAUUCGCGACUGCAGCGGCGGCGGCGGCUCCUGCACAGACGGAGGCGGCACCAGUACCCGCACCGAGGAAGAGACCAAUCCUCCGCGCCCGCAAAGCAGCAAUGUCCCUCACCCCCAAAGCUAUCGAAAAACUCCGCACCCUCCUUCAAACCCGCGGUACCCUCGUCAAAGUCGGUGUCAAGAACAAGGGUUGCGCAGGCAUGUCCUACGACCUCUCCUACGUCACCACGCCUCACCCCUUUGACGAGUCAGUCUCUGUCGAUGGUGUCACGGUGUUGAUUGAUAACAAGGCGCUUAUGAGCAUUAUUGGGAGUGAGAUGGAUUGGGUUGAGGACCGGUUGAGUGCGAGGUUCGUCUUUAGGAAUCCGAAUGUGAAGGAUACUUGUGGGUGUGGGGAGUCGUUCAAUGUUGGGAGGGAUGAUUUGGCGGCGAUGAAGAACUCUAAGAGAGUAUAAGGCGUGAUCAGAAGGCUUCAUGAUCGACGAAGGAGGUUUUCGGUCUUUUCAGAUGCGUGGAAGGUGAAGGAUGGACAAGAAUACGUUGUUUUUGUUUGCACUGGGUUUAACAUCAUAUCAUUGGCGUUAUGGGGUUUUUUAUUGCUGUUACGGCUGGUAUGGGU
This is a messenger RNA of Saitoella complicata NRRL Y-17804, 875 nucleotides long. RefSeq lists its product as uncharacterized. Gene Ontology annotation, molecular function: 2 iron, 2 sulfur cluster binding. The record is from RefSeq and is a predicted model, not a curated record. Gene Ontology annotation, biological process: iron-sulfur cluster assembly. Bases 52 to 711 code for a protein of 219 amino acids. Lineage: Eukaryota; Fungi; Ascomycota; Saitoellomycetes; Saitoellales; Saitoellaceae. Gene Ontology annotation, cellular component: cytoplasm; mitochondrion. The transcript has a single exon.